This is a messenger RNA of Glarea lozoyensis ATCC 20868, 1365 nucleotides long. Its product is annotated as C2H2 and C2HC zinc finger. NCBI's taxonomy places the organism in Eukaryota, Fungi, Ascomycota, Leotiomycetes, Helotiales, Helotiaceae. The record is from RefSeq and is a predicted model, not a curated record. The coding region runs from base 1 to 1365 and encodes 454 amino acids. The transcript has 2 exons. Gene Ontology annotation, cellular component: nucleus. Gene Ontology annotation, molecular function: RNA polymerase II cis-regulatory region sequence-specific DNA binding; DNA-binding transcription factor activity, RNA polymerase II-specific. Gene Ontology annotation, biological process: regulation of transcription by RNA polymerase II.
AUGGAGCUGACCCCGCAAUCCACUCGAUCUCCCACGUCUCCAUUUCGAUAUCCGUCAAACGCUCAGCCGUUGUACGAAUAUCCCUCGCCUGCCCAAAGUGAUUCUCACUACAAGUCAACAGAACCUCUUCACGGCCUUGGGCUCUACUCUUGCCAAAUGUCAGCAUCACAGUCAGAGAACGGUGGCUCCGUGGUCACACAGCUCCCAUCCACCACAGCCACCAGUAGCUGGCCCACAGCGACAUUGCAACACAGGAGUGAACCCAGAUCUACCCAGUCCACCCCCAACAUCCUUCAAUCGGAGUACGAUCCCUUUGCUCCCUUCCAUCCAGCAGUAUCAGCCGCCUACAGCCAUGACAUAUAUGCUACGCAAACUGCCGAGUCAUCUGUUCUCCCCGCCUCUCCAGCACCAUCUGGGCAUGCCUCGCAGCGAUCAUCAUUCUCAUCAACGCCAGCUUCAGAAGUCUUCACUCAGGCCGGAUCGAUCCAUUCCUACACGCCACGCAUCAAGAUGGAAGAAGCUCACUCAGAGUACGCAUCUAGUGGAGAGUCUAUCAUGAUGAGUUCUUCGCCGCAAUUAAGUCACAACAUUUUAGUAGCCUCGACAAGUCCGUAUCCUGGAAGUCUGGAUGCCACCUUCUACCAAGGGGAAAAUUCGGCCAUGGGUUGGCCCAAGGUCGAAUAUACAACCACGACCCAAGAUCUUCCCUCCAUCUCUUCUCUCCCAAUUCCACCUUAUGAUCGACGGUCAGAGAGUCAGGAAGAGCGGGUAUCACGAGUGCACGCUCAGCGUCGGGGAACUAGUAACAUUGCACGGACCAGACAGCCCCGUAAACUGACGACGAAGGAAGACGCCAAUUUCCAGUGCCAUGUCAAAGGUUGUGGGAAGUUAUUUGGGAGAAGUUACAACUUCAAGGCGCACAUGGAGACGCACGAUGCGAGCCGGGAAUAUCCCUUCCCGUGUCCGCUGAAGGACUGUAACAAGAAGUUUGUGAGGAAGACGGAUUUGCAAAGACAUCACCAAAGUGUACAUAUGAAACAGCGAAACCACCGGUGUGACUACUGCAGUAGGUUCUUCGCACGAAAAGACACUCUUCGAAGACAUAUGGAAGAUGGGUGUAGUAAGCGGUUCGACAUUGAAACUGUCGAUUUCCGUCCACAAAACUACAGCAAUCCGGAGCCGUGUUCGAUCAGGAUCAGCCAGCGACACCCAGACCAUCAUCAGUCGCGACAAGCGUCGUACAGCUCUUCUAAUGGUCUCGGUCCUCAUGACAGUCCCCUCACGUCAGCGUCAGGGCCGUUUCUGGAACGACAGGAGUAUAUACCAAACAACGGUGAACAUCAUCACCAGCCGUGGGCCAACUGA